Messenger RNA from Haliotis rufescens (red abalone), 2451 nucleotides. Its product is annotated as beta-1,3-galactosyl-O-glycosyl-glycoprotein beta-1,6-N-acetylglucosaminyltransferase 3-like. The record is from RefSeq and is a predicted model, not a curated record. The transcript is spliced from 3 exons. Bases 1 to 1248 code for a protein of 415 amino acids. Gene Ontology annotation, molecular function: acetylglucosaminyltransferase activity. NCBI's taxonomy places the organism in Eukaryota, Metazoa, Mollusca, Gastropoda, Lepetellida, Haliotidae. Gene Ontology annotation, cellular component: membrane.
AUGUCGCUGUCUCGCCACUGUGUCCUCUCAGUGUAUGUUGUGCUGGGGCUGUUGGUCAUUGCGUUGCAGCUGCGGUGGAUGACCUUGACCUCACUUAACAAAAGCAAACUGAAACAGCUCUUGGGCGAGUUUGAAUCACCACAGAGUACUCUCCCUUUGAAACACAACAUGAGUAUGUCCUGUCAGAAGCUGAUACAGGGGGACGUAGAUGAGAUAAACAGGACCAGCAUCCUCAACACUAAGGACCUUCACCUUCAGAAGGACCUUCACCUUCAUAUCGGGGAGUUGAGGUCCUGCAGUAACUAUUUCCGGUCCAGGCGAUUCAUCAACCAUUCUGUGAGAUCCGAGUUGGAUUUUCCUAUAGCUUAUAGUAUUUUGAUAUUCAAAGAUUUCAAUCAGUUUGUGUCUUUACUGGAGGCAAUAUGGCGGCCCCAGAACGUGUACUGUGUCCAUGUUGACGGGAAGAGCAGCAAUAUGUUCCACGCCGCUGUGAGGAGGCUGACGUCAUGUUUUACCAACGUCUUCGUCGCUUCAAGACUGGUGAGGGUCCAGUGGGGGACAUUCACCGUCCUGGAACCGGAACUUGUGUGUAUGAGGGACCUGUGGAUGGUACCAACAAAAUGGCGCUAUUUUAUAAAUCUUACGGGGCAGGAAUUUCCAUUGAAGACGAACUACGAGCUGGUCGAAAUCCUCCAAGCCUACAACGGGACGAACGACAUCUUCGGGACCUCCAGUAGGGCAAAUAAAGGUCGCUGGCGUAGAGUCUUACCCGCACCACAUGGAAUAACUCCGAUGAAAGGACCUGUUCACGUUAUAGCGUCACGUGACUUCGUCGACUACGUCUUGCAUUCGCACGUGGCGCGUGAUUUUUUGCACUGGACAAAUAAAACAAAGUACCCAGACGAGACAUUCUUCCCCUCUCUGAACAACAACAGACAUCUCCGAGUACCUGGACAUUACGCAGGAGAUCCCGAGACAAGAGACCGGAGGUUCCUAGGACGCUACAAGAUCUGGAAGAGCUAUGGUUUGCCCUGCAAGGGACGCUAUGUCCGCCUGAUCUGUGUGCUGGGGGUAGGGGACCUGGCCAUGCUGACCAAAGCUGCCGGACUGUUUGCCAACAAGUUCGACUCCAGCUUUCAACCUGUGGCCUAUGAGUGUAUGAGAGAAUGGUACUUUCAGAAGGUAGAGCGAGAGCAACAUGGGAAUUUGGAAUUUGAUGUCAGUCUAUAUAGGCGUCACGCAGCAUGAGGUACUCCAGACAGUCGUCUCUCAUAGAGGGCCGUGAGUGAUGUCUCUCUAUAAAGGCGUCACGCAGGAUGGGUAACUACAGACAGUCGUCUCUCAUUGUGGGUCGUGAGUGAUCUCAGUCUAUCUGAACUGUUUGUCUGAACUGUGUCUUCAACGUCACAAAACAAUGCUAUUUUGUUCUUGUGAAUCUCGUGUUCGUCGUGGCGUGUAUCUGUUGGCAGACUAGGUUGAACCCCCAAAUUUAUGCAGAAAUGAUAUGUUAAAAAAUGACAUUGUGGAAUUCAAUCUUCAUAAUAAAGUCAAUAUCUGGACCAUGCCCCAGAAAUGAAGACACGACAUCUGGGCACACUGGAUAUCAAACGCCGGAUUGUCUCCCGUAGCAAAUUCUGGGAACGCUGAGAUCGUUGCGAACCUUUCAGCCAAGAACAUCACAAUGAUUUUCUAUGGGGUACAUGUCGGGGGAUUUGGCUGGCCAGGGCCAGUCGGCUGUUAGAAUAGCUCUGUGAGGAGGUGUGUCCUAGAACCCCAGGUUCUGACCUACGCGCUGGACACAAGGGUCUGGCCACUGGAGGCAUCAUUAGAUCCACAUAACGCGUACGUUGACCGGUCAUAUUCCCUUGCACGAACGGGUCCGUUUGGAUGACCUAUGGAAUGUCAACCCAGACCAUGAUGCUGUCAUAAACAUACCUAUCGUGAUCUUGGACUGUUGCCGGGUAGUACCCGGAGUCUCCAAACAUGUUAUGAACCAUCUCUAAAGCGGAAACAUAACGUCGAUUCAUCAGAAGACAUGGAGUCUCUCCAAUCCCGCCGCUGACGACCUCCAAACCGAUGUGCCCACUGUUGUCUGAGCAGCCUGUUUGCCACAGUCAGACGCAUUCCUCUGAAAGGACGUUUUCAUUUCAGAUCCACAGUUUUCAGUCUGUUUCGUAUCGUUGAGGAUGAAAAAUCAGAAUCCCGAGGCAACCCUAAACGCAAUGAUGUGUACAUAUCGAUACUGCCGGGAGUAACCUACUGUUAAUAAAAUAGUAAGAAAUUGCAUUAUCGGGAAGAAAUGUAUGAGAAAAAGUGGUUAAUAUUCCACUUUCGGUUAAUGUGCAGAAAACGUGUACUUUGGGGGCUUUAUACAUUGGUGCAAAGAACAUUUCGCGAAUUACAUGCUCACAUUAUUGUCAUUAUUUUUAUCCUAUGAGGAAAAAGAACUUC